UUAUGACUAGUAAAAUUAAAUGAAGAGAGAUGGCUAGAAGCAUCUCCCGGUCGCCGUCGUACCGGCGUAGGCGCUCACCGUCGCCAGCGGAAAACCACCGUAGUAGAAGAAGCAGAAGGGCUGAACGCAGCCGAUCUCCUUAUUCUAAUUCUCAAUCCAGGAGAAGAAGUGAUUCUGAUUCUCCACCUCCUCGUCGCCAUCGGAGCAGUCGUUCGCCCAGUUAUAGGAGGCGUAAAAGCCGGUCUCCAACACCUCCUAGGCGGCGUAGAAGACAUAGAAGUAGAAGUAGGAGUGGAUCAUUAUCUCCAUUGCCUAGGUCAAGAAGUCUAAGUAUUGCUUCUACCAAAAUUGCUAUCGAGAAACUAAAGAAAGAGGAGGAAGAGAAGAAAAGGCGUCAACAAGAGGCUGUACUAAAACUAUUAGAGGAAGAGACUGCAAGGAGACUAGAAGAAUCCAUUCGGAAAAAUGUGGAAGAGAAGUUAAAUUCUGAGGAAGUUCAGUUAGAAAUAGAGAGGCGAAUAGAAGAAGGUCGAAAGAAAUUGUUUGAUGAUGUUGAAGCUCAACUUCAUAAGGAAAAGGAAGCAGCGCUUGCUGAGGAAAGAAGGAAAGAAGAACAAGCUCGAAAAGAAAGAGAAGAGCUGGAUAAGAUGCUGGAAGAGAAUAGGAGGAGGGUGGAAGAAGCACAGAGAAGAGAAGCCUUGGAGCAACAAAGGAAAGAGGAGGAACGAUUUCGUGAGUUAGAGCUGAUCCAAAGACAAAAGGAAGAGGCUGCUUGGAGGAAAAAGCUGGAAGACGAAGAAGAACAUGCAAACCAGAUGAAACUGCUGGGUAAGAACAAAUCUCGACAGAAGCAACCUUUUGGAAUUGGUUUAUGACAACAAUUAAUUGCCUGUAUGCUGUAUCCAAAUAAGUAGGAAGUGAUGACUAGAGUUUUGACAAGAGAAUUGAAGGUAGGUUGUCGCGAAGGUAUUGGAAAUUUGGAAUUGGCUUUAUUUUGCUU
This is a messenger RNA of Populus nigra (black poplar), 1000 nucleotides long. RefSeq lists its product as uncharacterized. The transcript is spliced from 4 exons. NCBI's taxonomy places the organism in Eukaryota, Viridiplantae, Streptophyta, Magnoliopsida, Malpighiales, Salicaceae. Bases 30 to 875 code for a protein of 281 amino acids. The record is from RefSeq and is a predicted model, not a curated record. Gene Ontology annotation, cellular component: mitochondrion; nucleoplasm. Gene Ontology annotation, molecular function: cadherin binding.